CUUCCACCGCUUCUCCUAUAUUGAAUAAAAGGUUAAACCCUAGCACCGUUUCCCCUCCACCACCAUAUAAGUUAGUCACAAAAGGUUCUCAUCUUCUUCUCUCUCUCACGCGCUUGUUCUCUCGAUCGUUUCGUGAUCCCCGCAAUGGCGAGUGCCGAUCCCGAGCGCCGGGACAAGGAGGCUGGCGAGGGCGCCGGCGGCGAGGAGGAGGACACCGGAGCCCAGAUCGCGCCCAUCAUCCGCCUCGAGGAGGUUGCCGUCACAACCGGCGAGGAGGAGGAGGACGCCCUUCUCGACCUAAAGGCGAAGCUGUACCGGUUCGACAAGGAGGGAACCCAGUGGAAGGAGAGGGGGACUGGGAACGUGAAGCUCCUUAAGCACAAGGAGACCGGCAAAGUCCGGCUGGUCAUGCGGCAGGCCAAGACCCUCAAGAUCUGCGCCAACCAUCUAGUUCUUCCGUCGAUCAAGAUUCAGGAACACGUGGGGAAUGAUAAGUCGUGCGUGUGGCAUGCAUCAGAUUUUUCUGACGGGGAAUUGAAGGAGGAGAUGUUCUGCAUUCGGUUCGGCUCUGUUGAGAACUGCAAGAAGUUCAAGGAGACGGUGGAAGGUAUUGCCGAAUCCCUUGGAAAGAAUGAAGAGAGAGAGGACAAGGAUGUCUCAGCUACUGCUGGGCUCGUCGAGAAAUUGAGUGUUGGUGAAAGCACAAGCGAGGUCACAAACAGUGCAUCUGCUCCUGAGACAGCAGAACCUGCUUCUACUGCAGAUGUGAGGAAAGAUGAAACAGAAGCCGAGGAACGUACAGAUUGACAAGCCUGAUGGAAAUGUCUUCCAUACUUAAUAUGAAAUCUACAUUUCCCGCUUUCUUCAUAUGAGGUUGGUGAGGUUCUUCAGAAAAUUUCUUGGAUAUAGUUGUGAUAGGAAAUGGUCAAGAUUUGUCAAGGAGAUCGACUCUGAGUAAGUUGUUCGGGUGAAAUUCUUUUUGAUAAGUUUAUGUUGUUGUUACUUGGUCUUGCAGCUGUAUUUGCGAUGGACAAUCCUGUUGAGUGGGUGCAGUAUUUAUAUGGUGGACAUGUCCAGGUUUAAUGAUUGGAUUGGUUUUGUUUAAUACUGUCAUUAUGAAGGUUUGUCUAGUUAAUACAUCUUGAGUUGCAUGGCAUUAUUCGUCUUUUUAGUGUUUA
Messenger RNA from Elaeis guineensis (African oil palm), 1178 nucleotides. Its product is annotated as ran-binding protein 1 homolog b. The record is from RefSeq and is a predicted model, not a curated record. Gene Ontology annotation, molecular function: GTPase activator activity. Gene Ontology annotation, cellular component: cytoplasm; nuclear pore. Lineage: Eukaryota; Viridiplantae; Streptophyta; Magnoliopsida; Arecales; Arecaceae. Gene Ontology annotation, biological process: nucleocytoplasmic transport.